Messenger RNA from Penicillium angulare, 1143 nucleotides. RefSeq lists its product as uncharacterized. The transcript has 4 exons. Bases 1 to 1143 code for a protein of 380 amino acids. Gene Ontology annotation, molecular function: NAD binding; NADP binding; oxidoreductase activity. The record is from RefSeq and is a predicted model, not a curated record. NCBI's taxonomy places the organism in Eukaryota, Fungi, Ascomycota, Eurotiomycetes, Eurotiales, Aspergillaceae.
AUGACGAGAAUCUCAACGCGUAACAAGCCAAAGAUUGCAUUCAUCGGCCUCGGAGCUAUGGGGCUAGGGAUGGCUAUACACCUACUCGAGGACGGGUUUCCUGUCAAUGGAUUCGACUUAGACCCAAUGGCACUCGAGAGACUACUAGCCAUGGGCGGUACCGCCGCCUCAAGUCCCAGAGAAUGUGUCCAAGAUGCCUCUUUCUUUAUUUGCAUGUUGGCAAACUCCACGCAAAUAGAUCAGGCGUUUUUCACAGAAUCAACGGGUGCCAUCUUUGGCCUGAAACAGGAUGCAAUCGUCAUAUUAUGCUCCACCGUUGCGCCGGGUUUCCCCCAAGAGGUCUUGAGCCAAGUCCACCGCCGCUUUUCAAGGCCAGAUAUACAGAUCAUCGACUCCCCUGUAUCCGGUGGGACAAUUCGUGCCACUCGGGGCACGCUGACGAUUAUGUCGUCAGGCCCCGAGGGUACAAUGAGAAUUUCCCAGCCAGUUUUGCAGUCUCUCGGCGAAGCAUUGUACAACAUCGAAGGGGGUUUGGGAAGUGCGAACAAAGUCAAACUUAUCAAUCAGCAUCUUGCAGGUAUUCAUAUUGCAAUUGCAGCCGAGAUUAUGGGACUAGCCGCUACCAUGGGGUUGAAUACACAGCGGUUAUAUGAAAUGGUGUUGAAUAGUCCUGCACAUAGUUGGAUGUUUGAGAACCGAGUACCACACAUGCUCGCCGAUGACUGGUCACCCCAUUCUGCACUUGGCAUCUUCGUUAAAGAUAUGCGGAUCGUCACUUCGGAGGGCCUCAGCCAGAACAUUCCGCUUUAUGUCGCUACUGCGGCAGAGCAACUUUAUAACUUUGCUGCUCUCUCUGGAUAUGAAAAAGAAGAUGAUUAUGGUUUAGUCCGAAUAUUCAUUCCACAUGAUUUGUCACUGGUUUUAGCCGCCGCGCAGCAGAAGAGCCACGCAGAUGAUCAACAAAAAUUUGAAAUGAUAUGCAAUAUGCUAGAAAUUACUCACGGGGUAACAGCAGUUGAAUCUCUUGCUCUUGCUAUGAAGCUUGAUCUCUCUAUUAAGUCGCUGGCCCCAAUCAUUUCGAAUGCAGCGGGUACAAGUCGAAGUUUCGAGUACAGUCAAGAAACAUACUGGCAAAAGCAAUAA